Molecule: messenger RNA, 222 nt
Organism: Caenorhabditis remanei
Lineage: Eukaryota; Metazoa; Nematoda; Chromadorea; Rhabditida; Rhabditidae
Exons: 2
Coding region: 1-222 (73 amino acids)
Source: RefSeq, a predicted model, not a curated record
AUGGGCCUUGACAAGAACGAGUCUAAACGAGACAAAUCUCGGCGAGACUCGGCGAGACUCGGCGAAACGGACCUCACGAGACUCAGCGAGACUAGACAAGACCGAUUAUAUAAGUGUGCGAGACUAGACCCGACGAGACUCAACGAGACUCCACGAGACCGCGAGACUGUUUACGACUCAACCGAACUGAAAACGAUACCACAAGAACGAGGAUCCGGUUGA